Penicillium canescens is the source of this 201-nucleotide messenger RNA. RefSeq lists its product as uncharacterized. NCBI's taxonomy places the organism in Eukaryota, Fungi, Ascomycota, Eurotiomycetes, Eurotiales, Aspergillaceae. The record is from RefSeq and is a predicted model, not a curated record. The coding region runs from base 1 to 201 and encodes 66 amino acids. The transcript has a single exon.
AUGACCCAGACCGGAAAGGAGCGGGCCUCCGCGCGUAACGGCCCCAGUCCUCAAGCAGAGAUCUACUCUGGAUCACAGCAAACGGCUACCGCAUCAUUAUCGCCUACAGGCAACAACGACUUCCGAGGUUCAUUGACUACGUUACCAAUCUCGAAACAAGUCCCAGAUACGUAUUUGGGAGGAUUCCAACGACAAGCAUGA